Messenger RNA from Alnus glutinosa, 503 nucleotides. Its product is annotated as mitochondrial import receptor subunit TOM5 homolog. The transcript has 2 exons. Bases 105 to 269 code for a protein of 54 amino acids. Gene Ontology annotation, cellular component: mitochondrial outer membrane translocase complex; mitochondrion. The record is from RefSeq and is a predicted model, not a curated record. Lineage: Eukaryota; Viridiplantae; Streptophyta; Magnoliopsida; Fagales; Betulaceae.
CUACAAGCACUCUUCAAACAAAUUCCACUCACUUCUCUCUCUCUCGCGUCAAAACCCUUUCUCUCGUCUCUGACGCAAAACCCAAAAACCCUAGCCCUAAAUCAAUGGCUGACUCUGUGGUUUCGGUUGAGAAGCUGAAAGCUUUCGCGCAAUCUCAGUAUUAUGACGAGGAGAAGUGGGCCCUCAACAUGAAAUUGCUGCGUGCUGUUGGGCUCUUUGCAGGAUCAAUUGUCCUGAUGCGGAAUUAUGGUGAUCUUAUGGCAAUAUGAGGCUGGAUGUAGGGCUGUAUACUGGUCUCAUAUUUUCUACUGAACUAAGAUGCUGUAGGUUCUUUAUUGGUAGUUAUUUUUGGAAUGGAGUGUAUCUCUAUCUUCAAUGACUUUCCUAUUUUGCAACUAUGUUCCUUCUACUGCCUUGGAGAUGAUCAGAUGAAUGAAUCUGGUUACACUUUCAGGGAUGACCAAACAUGUAGCAUAAUGAUUUAUUUCAGAUUGUUCUGCUCA